GGGCGGGGCGGCUCUGGUGCUCACGUGACCGCGGGACGGAGGCCAGGCCGGAGCCGCCACCAUGCGAAGCUCUGGGCAGGUCUGCGGGGUGCUGCUGAUUUCCGUGGGUCUCUGUUGUGUGCACCGGGCGCGCUCCCGGAACGUGCUGCUGAUCCUCGCGGACGACGGAGGCUUUGAGAGUGGCGCCUACAACAACAGCGCCAUCUCUACCCCGCACCUGGACGCCUUGGCCCGCCGGAGUCUUAUCUUCCGCAAUGCCUUCACCUCCGUCAGCAGCUGCUCUCCCAGCCGCGCCAGCCUCCUCACUGGCCUGCCCCAGCAUCAGAACGGAAUGUAUGGCCUGCACCAGGAUGUCCACCACUUCAACUCCUUUGACCGGGUGCAGAGCCUGCCGCUGCUGCUGGGCCGAGCUGGCAUUCACACAGGCAUCAUUGGGAAGAAGCACGUGGGGCCGGAGAUGGUGUAUCCAUUUGAUUUUGCGUUCACGGAGGAGAAUGGCUCUGUCCUCCAGGUUGGGCGGAACAUCACUAGAAUUAAACUGCUGGUCCGGAAAUUCCUGCAGACGCGGGGUGACAGGCCUUUCUUCCUCUAUGUCGCCUUCCAUGACCCCCACCGCUGCGGGCACUCCCAGCCACAGUAUGGGGCAUUCUGUGAGAAGUUUGGCAAUGGGGAGAGUGGCAUGGGGCGGAUUCCAGACUGGACCCCCCAGACCUACAACCCGAAGGAUGUGGAGGUGCCUUACUUCGUCCCUGACACCCCAGCCGCCCGAGCUGACCUGGCUGCUCAGUACACCACCAUUGGCCGGAUGGACCAAGGGAUUGGACUUGUGCUCCAGGAGCUGCGUGGAGCAGGCGUCCUGAAUGACACCCUGGUCAUCUUCACAUCCGACAAUGGGAUCCCCUUCCCCAGCGGCAGGACCAACCUGUACUGGCCAGGCACUGCAGAGCCCAUGCUGGUAUCAUCCCCAGAGCACCCAAAACGCUGGGGCCAGGUCAGUGAGGCCUACGUGAGCCUCUUAGAUCUCACGCCCACCAUCUUGGAUUGGUUCUCUAUCCCCUACCCUAGCUAUGCCAUCUUUGGCACAAAGACCGUCCAGCUCACUGGGCGGUCCCUCCUCCCAGUACUGGAGGCGGAACCCCUCUGGACCACAGUCUUCGGCAGCCAGAGCUACCACGAGGUCACCAUGUCCUACCCCAUGCGCUCCGUGCUCCACCAGAACUUCCACCUUGUGCACAACCUCCACUUCAAGAUGCCCUUCCCCAUCGACCAGGACUUCUAUGUCUCGCCGACCUUCCAGGACCUCCUGAAUCGCACCACAGCUGGCCAGCCCACAGGCUGGUAUAAGGACCUGCAUCACUACUACUACCGGGAGCGCUGGGAGCUCUAUGACAGGAGCCAGGACCCCCACGAGACCCACAACCUGGCUGCCGACCCCCGCUAUGCCCAGGUUCUGGAACUGCUUCAGACCCAGCUGGUCAAGUGGCAGUGGGAGACGCAUGACCCCUGGGUGUGUGCUCCGGAUGGGGUGCUGGAGGAGAAGCUGGCUCCCCAGUGCCGGCCACUCCACAACGAGCUGUGAGGCUCUUCCUGCCCCUAUAGUAGGGGGCCCGCUGUCCGGAGUCUGAGCCGCGUCCUGGCACAUGAAUUCCUGGGGGGUACCCAAGAUGCUGCAGGAUCCCCAACCUGUGACAACAUGAGGAUGGUCCGGGGACUUGCAGGGAAAAAUGUGGUUGGGACAUGGGUCUUCAGACGCUCUGGUUCUUUGGAAACCACAGACGUUCUUGUGCCCCUCACCUGAGAAGAGAUGGGUUUCCAUGUGCCACGAGGGUGGCGGGUGGGUGCAGACCACACUCAGUGUGGGGACAGCAUCUGUCAAUCCUGGUCUGGAUAGGGAGCCUCUGAAGGACCUUUGGGCUUUCUUCUCCCUUCACUUUGCUGACAGUCAGGCUCCCAACCCCUGGGCUGGGUUUCCGUGAGACUGCUGAUUCUUGGCAGGCUCCUUGAGUGAUGGGUGUCAUCCUGGGGUCUGUAUGGACAGAGCUUGCCCUUCUUUUUGAGAGGGUACCAGGAUGAAGAUGCCACUGCGGAAGGCGUGAAACUGCCCCACUCACUGGGUGAAUCCUGGAUGAACACGAGUCUGUAGCAUAGACAGCACUCCAGACCUACCCUGCCUCCGCCCACCUGGGAGCAGAAGCUCUGCCUGGGAGAGCCCAGAAAAGGGGCGUUCUCUCAAGUGGAUGUACUCCUGUUGCCCUGCCCACCCCCAUCAUCUCCAUCCUGGGGAAUAUGGGAGGGGAGUCACAGGCCUGAGCAUUCUGUAAAAGCUUUUUAUUUUAGUAAAAUAUAUCAAAGUUCA
This is a messenger RNA of Cervus elaphus (red deer), 2356 nucleotides long. It is a transcript of the gene SGSH, whose product is annotated as N-sulfoglucosamine sulfohydrolase. Bases 62 to 1579 code for a protein of 505 amino acids. Gene Ontology annotation, biological process: glycosaminoglycan catabolic process; heparan sulfate proteoglycan catabolic process. NCBI's taxonomy places the organism in Eukaryota, Metazoa, Chordata, Mammalia, Artiodactyla, Cervidae. Gene Ontology annotation, molecular function: N-sulfoglucosamine sulfohydrolase activity. The transcript is spliced from 8 exons. The record is from RefSeq and is a predicted model, not a curated record.